Messenger RNA from Austrofundulus limnaeus, 2640 nucleotides. It is a transcript of the gene tm7sf2, whose product is annotated as transmembrane 7 superfamily member 2. Gene Ontology annotation, biological process: cholesterol biosynthetic process. The record is from RefSeq and is a predicted model, not a curated record. Gene Ontology annotation, cellular component: endoplasmic reticulum membrane; nuclear inner membrane. The transcript has 11 exons. NCBI's taxonomy places the organism in Eukaryota, Metazoa, Chordata, Actinopteri, Cyprinodontiformes, Rivulidae. Bases 55 to 1374 code for a protein of 439 amino acids. Gene Ontology annotation, molecular function: Delta14-sterol reductase activity.
UGGGCGGGACAUAAAGCAGUAGUGAUAUGGACACUACAGCCCGGAUAAUUACUAAUGUCGCUAUCUCCUCAGCAAACCAGCUUCUGGUGCACAAAAAUGGGACCAAACAGCAAGACACUGAAACACAAACUGUCACAUGACUCAGAGCUGGAGUUUGGAGGCACUCUGGGUGCCGUAUUCAUUCCCAUUCUUCUUCCUCUGACGGUGCUUUUCCUCAUCGGCACGAGUCGAUCUCCUGAGGCCAGUGUGUUCCAGUGGCCCCCUCAGCUCCCCAGCACAGAGCAGCUCUGGGACCCUCUGGCCCCCGUGGUUCUGUUGGGAUGGAUUGGACUCCAAGCCAUUCUAUAUUUGAUGCCAUUUGGAAAGGUAUCUGAAGGGUUAAUGCUGAGGGAUGGAACGCGUCUCAAAUACUCCAUCAAUGGUUUCCACAGUUUGUGCAUCAGCACCGUGUUGCUGAUGUUGUUACUGGGGCUGGAGGCGCCACUCGGAUAUCUGUUCGAGCUGCUCCUGCCUCUGGCGGCGUCUGCCAUAUCAGUGUCGUUCCUGUUCUCCGUCUACCUCUACAUCCGCUCGUUUUGGGCCCCUUCCCAUGCUCUGGCUCUCGGGGGGAACACAGGAAAUCCCUUGUAUGACUUCUUCAUCGGACGCGAGCUGAACCCUCGGAUUGGAAACUUUGAUCUAAAAUACUUCUGUGAACUCAGACCAGGUUUGAUUGGCUGGGUGGUCAUAAACCUCGGGAUGCUGAUGGAGGAGGUGGAGCUUCGAGGAUCCCCCUCCCUCGCUAUGAUCCUGGUCAACUGCUUCCAGCUGCUUUAUGUAGCCGAUGCUCUGUGGAACGAGGAGGCUGUUCUGACAACAAUGGAUAUUGUCCAUGAUGGUUUCGGUUUCAUGCUGGUUUUCGGUGACCUGGCUUGGGUCCCCUUCACGUACAGCCUGCAGGCUGCCUUCCUGGUGAAGCACCCACAGAUCCUGAGUCUGUUCAAGGCUGCGGCCAUAGUAGCUCUGAACGGUGUUGGGUAUUACAUUUUCAGGAAGUCCAACUCACAGAAGAACCAGUUCAGACGAGAGCCGACUCAUCCGAGUGUUGCAGGCCUGGAGACCAUUGCCACAGCGACGGGGAAACGGCUGCUCGUCUCAGGCUGGUGGGGUCUCGUUCGUCAUCCCAAUUACCUCGGUGACCUCCUUAUGGCGCUGGCGUGGUCCCUGCCAUGUGGAUUUUCACAUAUUUUGCCCUACUUCUACGUCAUUUACUUCACCAUCUUGCUGAUUCACCGAGAYGCUCGGGAUGAGAGACAGUGUCGGGCCAAAUAUGGACUGGCCUGGGACACCUACUGUCGUCGCGUCCCCUACAGGAUCUUCCCAUAUAUUUACUGAAAAUGACAACACUCAGGAGAAARAAAAUUGACACACACCCUUUUCUCAAUUUACGUUUAUUUAAAAUGUAAAUCCAACUUGUCGGUAUYUUGACCAAAGGUCUGCUACUCAUAUCUGCACAGUGAGAUUAUGGUCCUGUCUACACUGCUUUAGAAACUUUUAAAAAUUAUAUAUUUUAGUCUAUUUUUUUGCUUGUUUUUGUCCACACAGGUCCAACGAAAAUGAUGAAAUACUCAUGCUACACCACUAGGUGGCGAUAUACCCACAUAAACAACAUGAAAAAAUAAAAAUGUGCUUAGCGCAGAAAAAAAUAUCUCAAAACCAUUUAGGGUUAUAGUUUGUCAACACAAGAAUGMUUUUUGUGGCUAUGCCAAAAUUUUAUACAGUUUUAGCCUUGCGUUCUCUAUAAAGCAGAUUUUAGGAGCCCCAAAAUGUUAAAUCAAGAACAGGUUCCAAAGUGAUACCGUCAUAAAACACCACCCUUGUGUUUUUAGUCAAAACUAACCUGUUAUUUAGUGAGCAGUAUGUGCUUUUGACCCUUCUAACAUCCCAAAGCACUAACUAGCAUCCCAGUCCUCGUGAAGCAGACCCUCUCAGCUGCAGUCAGCAGGACAUGUUGYCCCCRGCAUGUCCAGAAGGCAACUGAAUUACGCUGAUGAUGAUGUCAUUUUUUGACUUUUACGACUUUUAAYAGCUACUUUCCUUACUGGUGGGUUSGCAACAUUAGUUGUGUUUACAUUUAGCACCCAGCAUGCAWWUGCUCCAUGCCUUGUUUCCUGUUUUAGGUGUAUUUUCAAGGCAGCAUUACAGUGCCCCAUACAGGACUGGCAUAGGUACUACAAUAGUUUAGCUCAUUUCCUUGUGGCUGAAGAUAUUUCUAGAAAUGGUGCCGUGUUUAUGAAAGUGUUUUAUCUAAUAAAAAAUAAUUUUAGGAAAACUACAUUUCUCUUUCUAUAAUGCUCAGCGCUURGUAUAUCAAAUCCCCAUGGAUAGACCGAAAACAAAACUUUUAAAAAUCAGUUUCUCUCUUCAGAACCUGGGUGUGUGGACAAGAAAUCGCUGUUUUUAAAAAUAUCUGAAGUUGUGUAGACGAGGGCAGCCCUAUUUUUUUUCAAUAUCUGCUCUGAAAAGUUGAACAAAUCUGUAAUUAUCAGUGUGUUGUUGUUUUAAUUACUACCUCUGCCAUAGCAUUUGUAUUACAUUAUUUUUUGGUGAAGUGUAUUGUUUAUUAAAAACAUUUACAAUAAAAGCAAAACAGUAAAGGCA